Molecule: messenger RNA, 4416 nt
Organism: Panthera uncia (snow leopard)
Lineage: Eukaryota; Metazoa; Chordata; Mammalia; Carnivora; Felidae
Product: Alstrom syndrome protein 1-like
Exons: 3
Biological process (GO): regulation of centriole replication
Cellular component (GO): cytosol; centrosome; centriole
Source: RefSeq, a predicted model, not a curated record
GGACCAGCUGACCAGAAGACUGGGUUGCCAUCAGAACCUUCUAGUUCCUACUCACUUGGAGGGAAGCCUAUUAUUUUCUACCAGCAGGCCUUAUCAGAUAGACAUCUCACUGAAGACGCUGUUAAUAUUUCAGCUUCUCCUGGACCAGCAGACCAAGAGACUGGGGUAUCAACAGUACCUUCUAUCUCUUACUCUCAUAUAGAGAAGCCAAGUAUUUUGUACCAACAGCCUUUGUCAGACAGUCAGCUCGCUGUAGAAGUUCCAAAAGUGUCAGCUGUUUCUGGGCCAGGUGACCAGAAGACCAGAAAACCAACAGUUACCUCCACUUCGUACUCACAGAGAGAGAAAGAGAAGCCCGUCAUUUCUUAUCAGCAAGAAUUGCCAGAUCUUACUCAAGAUGCUUUAAAAGUUUUAAAGGUUCCUGGACUAGGUGGCCAGAAGACUGGAAUACCAGCAGUAACUUCUACUUUUUACUCACAUAGAGAGAAGCCUAUCAUUUCUUACCAUCAGGAGUUGUCAGAUCCUAAUGAAGGUGCUUUAAGAGUUUUAGGCACUCCUGGGCCAGCUGACCAGAAGACUGGGAUACAAAUUGGGCCCUCCACUUCCUAUUCACAUAGAGAGAGCCCCAUCUUUUCUUACCAGAAGGAGUCAUCAGAUAUUACUGAAGAAACUUGGAAAGUUUCACCUGUUUCUGGACCAGCUAACAAGAAGACUGAGAUACAUAUAAUCCCCUCUAGUUCCUACUCAUACAGAGAGAAGGACAGUAUUCUUUACCAGCAGGAGCUUCCAGAUGUUACUGAAAAAGUUUUAAAAGUUUUUGCUCUUCCUGGACCUGCUGACCAGAAGACUGAAAUACCAACAGGACCUUCUAGCUCUUACUCACAUAAAGAGAAACUCAAGAUUUCACCUGUGAUUUUACCAGAUGUCCAGAAGACUGAGUUUCUAACAGCUCCCCCUAGUUCCUACUCAAAAAGAGAAAAACCCAAAAUUUCAACUGUGAGUGGACCAGAUGACCAGAAGACUCCGUUACCGACAGUUUUUCAUAAUUCCUGUUCUCAGAAUUUUGAGAUUGAGGAUAUUCUGAAGAUUUCACCUGUCCCUGAGCCAAUUGUUGUGAAUUCUGGGAUACCAAUACCUCUUUCUAGUUCCUCUUCCCACAGAGAGAAAUCUAAUAUUUUCUACCCACAGGAAUUGCCAGACAAACAUUUAGCUGAAGAUGCACUGAACGUUUCAACAAUUCCUGUACCAGCUGACCAGAAAAGUCUGUUACCAACAGCUCCUCCUCGUUCCUUUUCACACAGAGAGAAACCAAAUAUAUUCUACCAACGAGAUUUUCCAGAUAGACAUCUACCUGAAGAUUCUGUGAUGUUCUCACGUGGUCUUGGGCAAGCUGAUCAGAUUACUGGUUUAUCAACAGUUACUCCUGGUACUUAUUCACAUAGUGAGAAGCAGAAACUUGUUUCAGACCAUGUUCAAAUGCUAAUAGAUAAUUUGGAUUCUCCUAACUCCAGUAUUAUCUCAAGCAGUAUGCCUUUAAGUUCUCAGGCUGAUGGUAGAGUUAUAAUAAGUAAGCCAGAAUCUUCAGGUUUUGAAGAUGUUGGCUCUGUGGAAAUUCAAGAUACAAGCAAUAGUUCCAAAACUCUUAAAGAGAUUCGGACCCUUUUAAUGGAGGCAGAAAAUAUAGCACUGAAACGAUGCAAUUUUCCUGCUCCUCUUGUCCCUUUCCGAGAUGUUAGUGAUAUUUCAAUUAUACAAUCUAAGAAGAUGGUUUGCUUCAAAGAGCCCCUCACAGCUGCUGAAUCUAAUAGUGAUUUGCCUCGGAGACAGCCAUUUAGAGAGGAAAGCCCAAGCAACAAGUGCAUACAGAAAGAUAUUAGCACACAGACAAAUCUGAAAUGCCAGAGAGGCAUUGAGAACUGGGAGUUUAUUAGUUCAACCACACUUAGAAGUCCUCUACAAGAAGCAGAAAGCAAAGCCGGAGUGACGUUAGAUGAAACCCUUCGACAGUAUAGAGCAGCCCAAUCCGUAAUGAGAUCUGAACCUGAAGGGUAUAGUGGAACCAUUGGCAAUAAAAUUGUUAUCCCUAUGAUGACUAUCAUUAAAAGUGAUUCAAGUAGUGAUGCCAGUUCCUGCUCAUGGGACAGUAAUUCCUUGGAGUCAGUUUCUGAUGUUCUUCUAAAUUUCUUUCCAUGUGCUUCACCCAAGACAAGUUUGACAGAUAGCAGAGAAGAAGAAAGUGUGUCAGAGAGUGAUGAUUGUGGUGGUAGCAAUGUAGAUUCACUGGCUGCACAUGUCAAAAACCUUCUCAAGUGUGAAUCCUCAUUGAAUCAUGCUAAACAAAUACUCAGAAAUGCAGAGGAAGAGGAAUGUCGAGUACGAGCACGAGCUUGGAAUCUGAAAUUUAAUCUGGCUCAUGAGUGUGGCUACUCCAUUUCAGAAUUAAAUGAAGCUGACAGGAAAAAAGUAGAAGAGAUCAAAGCAGAGUUGUUCAGUCAUGGGAGAACAGCUGACUUGUCCAAGGAUUUGCCGAGUCCACAGGGAAUAAGAUGCAACCCAGAAGCUGUAUGUGGUCACAUCAUUAUUGAGAGCCAUGAAAAAGGAUGUUUCAGGACUCUAACUGCCAAACAACCACAAUUGGAUAGCCACCCUUAUGUUUUCAGACCUGCUGACCCCUCAGACGUUAUCAGAGGACAACGGAGUCCAUCAUCAUGGAAAACCAGACACAUCAACCUUUCCAAAUCAUUAGACCAGAGUAACCCUCAUUUCAAAGUUUGGAAUUCCUUGCAGUUACGAAGUCCUUCCCCCUUUCAGAACUUUACAGCUGAUGACUUCAGAAUUAGCCAGGGUCUUCGAAUGCCAUUCCAUGAAAAGAUAGACCCUUGGCUAUCAGAAUUAGUAGAACCUGUGCCACCCGAAGAAAUGGAUUGUCAUUCUUCAUCACAUAUGCUUCCCCCAGAACCCAUGAAAAAGUUUACUACUUCCAUCACUUUUGCAUCUCACCGACACUCUAAAUGCUUUUCAGAUUCCUCUGUUCUUAAGGUUGGUGUUACUGAAGGUAGCCAGUGUACUGGAGCAUCUGUGGGGGUAUUUAAUUCUCAUUUCACUGAAGAGCAAAAUCCUCCCAGAGAUCUAGAACAGAAAACCUCUUCCCCUUCAUCAUUUAAAAUUGUUAGUCAUUCGCCAGAUACCGCUGUGACUAUUUUAGCAGAAAGUAGUAGGCAAAGUCAAAAAUUAUCUAUUGAACAUUCUCAGCAAGAAGAAAAACUCUUAGAAAGAUCAGAUUUUAAAGGCAGUGAUCCUGAGCCCAGUACCAGUGCAAAGUAUAGCAGUGUCAAAGAAGUUCAUUUUUCUGAUAACCAUACCCUCAUUAGCGUGAGCAGACCAAGUUCCACACUAGGAGUAAAAGAGAAGACUGUAGCUAUAACUCCAGAUCUUUCUUCGCACGUUUUACUUGAACGACAAGAGCUCUUUGAACAAAGCAAAGCCCCACACACAGAUCACCAUGUGAGAAAAUACCAUUCUCCCCCUCCUCAACAUCAGGAUUAUGUAGCUCCGAACCUUCCUUGUCGCAUUUUUCUUGAAAAACGAGAACUCUUUGAACAAAGCAAAGCCCCACAUUUAGAUCAUCAGAUGAGAGAAAACCAAUCUCCCUUUCCUCAAGGUCAGGAUUAUAUAGCUUCAGACCUUCCUUCUUCCAUUUUUCUUGAACAACGUCAGCUCUUUGAACAAAGCAAAGCCCCAGAUGUAGAUCACAUGGGAAAAUACCAUUCCCCCUUUCCUCAAGGUCAGGAUUAUGUAGUAGAAAAGAAUAAUCAACAUAAAUUUAAGUCAUACAUUUCUAAUAUGAUAAAUGUUGAAGCCAAGUUCGAUUCUGUGGUCUCCCAACCAGUCCCAAAUCAGUGUACAUUAGUAACAUCUGCAUCUACUCCACCCUCAAAUAGAAAAGCACUUUCUUGUGUUCGUAUAACUCUUUAUCCCAAGACUCCUUCCAAGGUGGAUAGUGGAACCUUAGAUAAAAGAUUGCAUUCAUUGGAUCCUGCUUCUAAAACAAGGAUGAAUAGUGAGUUUAACUCUGACCUACAGACUAUAUCUUCAAGAUCAUUGGAACCAACCUCCAAAUUAUUGGCCAGUAAACCUGUAGCACAGAAUCAAGAAUCUUCAGGUUUUCUAGGACUUAAAUCUUCACCGGACUUCCAAGUUGUACAGUCUCCUCUUCCAGAUAGUAAUACUAUUUCUCAGGACUUGAAAACCAUACCUUUUCAGAAUAGCCAGAUAGUAACCUCAAGGCAAACACAAGUGAACAUUUCAGAUUUGGAAGGAUAUUCCAGCCCAGAAGGGAUUCCAGUAUCUGCAGAUCGGUGAGUCUCAUUGUGAUGACAAGCAAGCUGAUGGGAUUUGUGAUAAAGGGUUUUAAAU